Molecule: messenger RNA, 3126 nt
Organism: Ciona intestinalis (vase tunicate)
Lineage: Eukaryota; Metazoa; Chordata; Ascidiacea; Phlebobranchia; Cionidae
Source: RefSeq, a predicted model, not a curated record
CCAGUUUAUAGACCGAGUUCUCGUGUUGCGAAUUACAUUCUGAUAAAAUUUUGUUUAAAGUUAAGACAUAACUGGUUCACUGAUUGCUACAGCAUAAUCUAGACCUAUAUCUACGACCCGUUUGAAGCCUACACUGGUUAAAUGGGAGUACCAGCAUUUUUUCGAUGGCUGAGUAGAAAAUAUUCUUCUAUAGUCAUCCACUGCAACGAGGAAAAGGCCAAGGAAAUAGAUGGAGUCACAAUCCCAGUGGACACAAGUCUACCAAAUCCAAAUGAUAUCGAGUUUGAUAAUCUUUACUUGGACAUGAAUGGGAUUAUUCACCCUUGUAGUCACCCAGAGGACAGACCUGCACCAAAGAAUGAACAAGAAAUCAUGAUUGCUAUCUUUGAUUCAAUUGAUCGUCUCUUUAGCAUUGUUCGUCCACGAAGGGUGCUAUACAUGGCGAUUGAUGGAGUGGCCCCUCGUGCAAAGAUGAAUCAACAACGUUCCAGAAGAUUCCGUGCUUCAAAGGAAGGAGUAGAACAAACUGAACUGAAAGCUUCAAUCCGAGCAGAGUUGUUGAGAAAUGGAAUGAGAUUGCCGGAGGUCGAUCCAAAAGCUGAAAGAUUUGACAGCAACUGUAUCACACCAGGAACCGAGUUCAUGUUUCGGUUGGCUGCUUGCCUUCGGUUUUACAUCAUUGAUCGAUUAAAUAAUGAUCCGGGCUGGAGAAACAUUGAGGUGAUUUUAUCUGAUGCCAAUGUACCUGGAGAGGGAGAACACAAGAUCAUGGAUUUCAUACGAAAACAACGUGGACAACCUGAUCAUGACCCUAAUACUCAUCACUGUAUAUGUGGAGCAGAUGCUGACUUGAUCAUGCUAGGUCUUGCUACUCAUGAACCAAACUUUACAAUUAUCCGUGAAGAGUUUAAACCCAACCAGCCCAGACCUUGUGGAAUAUGUGCGCAGUACGGACAUGAGAUGACCGACUGCUGUGGCCUCCCUAGGGACCAAAGUGACGAACUAAACGUAGUGCAAUCUCAACCACACGCAGGGACAAACUAUAUUUUCAUAAGAAUAUGUGUAAUUAGAGAGUACAUCAAACUUGAAAUGGAGAUGCCGGGUCUUCCGUUCAAAUACGACUUUGAAAACAUCAUUGAUGAUUGGGUGAUGAUGUGUUUCUUCGUCGGGAAUGACUUCCUUCCUCAUCUCCCAUCCCUGGAGAUCAGGGAGGGAGCAAUUGAUAAACUUGUGCGACUUUAUAAAGAUAUUGUUCACCAAACUGGGGGCUACCUGACUUGCAACGGAAAAGUUAAUUUAUCUCGAGUUGAGAAGAUAAUGAUGGGAAUCGGGAAGUUGGAGGAUGAGAUCUUCAGGAAGAGAAGAGAGAGUGAUGUCAACUACAGAGCAAGAGAGAAAGCAAAGCGACAAAGGACUAAGCGAGAUCAAGGUCCUUCCUACAUCCCAGGAUCACAGUUUGCUCCAACUCCGCUUGGUUCAGGGUUUGAAUCCCCCAACCCACUCACUAAUGUAAAGCAAUCCAUUCUUGAAAUGAGGUCUAAAGAUUUAAAGAACUUGGAUGCUGCUGCUUCACUGAGAGCCAUGUUGUCAAAAUCUUCAACUUCAACUCAAGCUGAGUCUUCUGCAGCAAAGAGAAAAAAGGAGGACAAUGAUGAUGAUGAACCAGAUGAUGACGUGAGGUUAUGGGAGGAUGGGUGGAAGGAAAGAUACUUCAGAGCAAAGUUUAAUGUUUCAAUGAAGGAUUUUGAAUUCCGUCGAACUCUAGUUCGUUGUUAUGUGGAAGGUUUAUGUUGGGUGUUGCUGUAUUAUUAUCAAGGUUGCGCCUCAUGGAAAUGGUUCUUCCCUUUCCAUUAUGCUCCAUUCGCCUCCGAUUUUUUUGAUAUUUCCGACCUUCCUAAUGAGUUUCCCACAAACACCCAACCCAAGAGGCCACUAGAGCAGCUUAUGUGCGUCUUCCCGGAGGCCAGUGGUCAGUUCCUACCAACCACCUGGAGAAAACUAAUGGGGGAUCCUGAAUCUCCAAUUAUUGAUUUUUAUCCGGAAGAUUUUAAGAUUGAUUUGAACGGGAAGAAAUAUGCAUGGCAGGGGGUUGCCCUGCUUCCGUUUGUUGACGAGGAUCGGAUGAUGAGCUCGCUAACGAGGGUUUAUGAUGAUCUUACCCCCCAGGAAGAGAAAAGAAACAGUCGCGGCAAUGAUUAUCUUUUCGUUGGUGUCCACCAUCCUUUACAUGCUUUGUUGAAAGGUCUAUAUGAAGGAGGAACACCCCCAAUGUCGUAUGAUGAAGCAGCAGAUAUAGAUCCUGGGUUGGCUCAUGGUAUGGCUGGAAAGGUGUGGAAUGACGAACACUGUAAAGUGGGACAAACAGUGGUCCAUGCACCAGUGCCCAUCCACAACUGUUUGGAUAGCGUUAUGAACAACCAAGUACUCAGCAUGGCAUUCAAGGACCCUGCAUAUCCUGAAGGCCACAUAUUUGAAGCCAAGUUACUUCCAGGAGCCAAGUUUCCACCUCCCUCAGUGAAACCUCAGGAUCUCCGUAGCAACGAUCGUGGCGGAGGUUACCGUGGCAACAGGGGUGGUAACCAUUGGCAACCAGUGAUCGGGUUCAACCACCAUCGAUCGAGGAGCGCACUCGACCCAAGCUCUCACAGACACAUUCGACACAACAUGCCAUACCGUGGUUCCUCUUCAUAUAACAACCAAGGCUACAAUCCAAGGCACAGACAUGAAGGCCCGGGAGGCUACAGACAAAACCAGAACUACCAACAGAACAGAUCAAAUGAUUACAAUAGGGGACCAGCGUAGGGGUCCUAACCGUGGUAGCCCAAGAUACCAAAACUACAACCAACGAGGUGGACACGGACAAUACCCACGUGGUUAUGGGGGUUACUCUAGACAUGGUUCAUAUUAACAUUAGUGCAAUGAGUUAUGAUAUCAAUCGCACACUUUGUGUAUUGAUUGUUGCUCCUAAGUCAGAGUGAAUACCAAUUUUUAAAACCGAUUUUACUCACUUGCUUUAUUUUAAGUUAUAGAACCACAUAAGAACUGGAAUGAAUAAAUAAAACAAUACAAAUUGCUAAUGGUUAUUACAUAUUACAUUAGGGCUGUUUCUAAUUGGUAUAAUAACUU